ACGGUAGUGGGCGGGGCCUGGCGAUCCGGGUCCCGCGGGGGCGCCGCUUUACUGCCGGGCUGUCUGUCGUCAUGGUGGGGCCCUGGGUGUACCUGGCGGCGGCAGUUUUGCUCAUCGGGCUUAUCUUCUUCCUGACUCGCAGCCGGGGUCGGGCGGCAGCAGCUAGUGGAGAACCACUGCUCAAUGAGGCAGAGCCGGCUGGAGCAGGCCAGGUAGCCCAGCCUUGGCCCCAGGAGUCUGAGGAGCAGAGAGCUGCUGGAGGCCGGCCCCGGCGCAGGAGGGACUUGAGCAGCCGUCUACAGGCCCAGCGUCGAGCCCAGCGAGGGGCCUGGGCAGAAGUUAAUGAGAACGAGGAUGAAGCUGUUAUCCCAGCCCAGGAAGAAGAAGGUGUUGAGAAGCCAGCAGAAGCUCACCCAACAGGGAAAAUUGGAGCCAAGAAAUUACGGAAACUAGAGGAAAAACAGGCUCGCAAAGCCCAGCGUGAGGCUGAGGAGGCUGAACGUGAGGAACGGAAACGCCUAGAGUCCCAACGUGAGGCUGAAUGGAAGAAGGAAGAGGAGCGACUUCGCUUGAAGGAAGAGCAGAAGGAGGAGGAAGAGAGAAAAGCUCGGGAGGAGCAGGCCCGGCGGGAGCAUGAGGAGUACCUAAAACUGAAGGAGGCCUUCGUGGUAGAAGAGGAAGGCGUUAGCGAAACCAUGACUGAGGAGCAGUCUCACAGCUUCCUGACAGAAUUCAUCAAUUACAUUAAGCAGUCCAAGGUUGUGCUUUUGGAAGAUCUGGCUUUCCAGAUGGGUCUGAGGACUCAGGACACCAUAAACCGCAUUCAAGACCUACUCACCGAGGGGACUCUGACAGGUGUGAUUGACGACCGGGGCAAGUUCAUCUACAUAACCCCAGAGGAACUGACUGCCAUGGCCAAUUUCAUCAGACAGCGGGGCCGGGUGUCCAUCACUGAGCUUGCCCAGGCCAGCAACUCCCUCAUCUCCUGGGGCCAGGACCUUCCUGCCCAGGCUUCAGUCUGACUCCAGCCCACACUUGAGUGUAUCAUGUGGCCUACAUACAUCACUGUCCUUCCCUGCCUUCCUGGGGCAGGGAUGGCAUCUGACCAGAAAGUUGGGGAUUAAAGACCUCUGAGCACU
Molecule: messenger RNA, 1139 nt
Organism: Mesocricetus auratus (golden hamster)
Lineage: Eukaryota; Metazoa; Chordata; Mammalia; Rodentia; Cricetidae
Gene: Ddrgk1
Product: DDRGK domain containing 1
Exons: 9
Coding region: 72-1022 (316 amino acids)
Source: RefSeq, a predicted model, not a curated record